AUGAUUUCGAAAACGAUCCUCGCAGUCGCAGCUCUCGUUCUGGUAUUUCAAGCUGAUUUAACAACAUCAAUAGAUUUUAAUAAGGGCAUUCUCGGUACCGCUGCGAAUGUCGUGCAAGCUCAUGUGAAUGUCGGUGAAAAGUUGAUAACCAAUCUACCAGUGCUGAUUCCGAGUUUUUCUGAAAUCGGUGAAUUCGGUAAACAAUCUCUUCUGGGGUAUCCUUUCGAAGCAGUUGCCCUGGGAAUUCACCAGUUCUGUUCGGCUGCCGUGGCCACUAAUGGAACCACACCGAGGAUUGAACCAGACUUAUCACGGAUGAGCUACCUCCUGUUGAGUGACCAGGGAAAUUUUUCGUUUCCCCUUUCCAACGCAGCUGAUCUUUGGAGCAGUCCAUAUUUCGCCAAGGACUUGAAAACCGUUAUUCUCGUAACGGGUUGGCUUUCAACGAUAGAGGAUCCGAAUCUAGCCGUUGAUACAAUCUAUCAAGCAUACCGUACGCGAGGCGGAGUUAACUUUGUCGUCAUAGAUACAGUAGCGCAGCUCAAUACGCUCUACUCUUGGUCGGCCUUCAACACUAACAGCCUGGGAGAGUCCUUGGGCGAUGGCCUCAUUGAGUUGGCCAACUAUGUGCCUUUAGAAUCGAUUCAUCUGAUCGGGCACAGUUUGGGAGCCCAUGUGAGUGGCGCUGCAGGGCGACGCUUUCAGGAGCAGAAAGGAGUCAACUUACCGCGCAUCACUGGACUGGAUCCGGCCAACCCAUGUUUCAAUGAAGGCGAAACCCUUUCUGGAUUGAGCCGCGGCGAUGCUAACCUGGUGGACAUCAUUCACAGCAAUGUACGUGUUCUCGGAAAGCGUGAUCCAAUAGGGGAUAUCGACUUCUAUCCUAACGGAUUAAACUCCAUCCAACCCGGUUGCUACACGGUCGUGUGCUCGCACAGUCGAGCUUGGGAGUACUACGCAGAGAGCGUUCUGCCGGGGAACGAAGGCAACUUUAUUGCGGUCAAAUGCAACGGUUUGUCGGCACUGAUAUCAGGUCUGUGCCGUCGACAAACUGCCACUAUGGGUUACAACGUUAGUCGGAACACGAAAGGAAACUUUUUCCUGCGCGUCAACUCUGCUUCUCCCUAUGGGAAGAAGAAGAAAUUUUGAUUUGAAGUGUA
This is a messenger RNA of Uranotaenia lowii, 1160 nucleotides long. RefSeq names its product vitellogenin-3-like. The record is from RefSeq and is a predicted model, not a curated record. Gene Ontology annotation, biological process: lipid metabolic process. The transcript has 2 exons. The coding region runs from base 1 to 1149 and encodes 382 amino acids. NCBI's taxonomy places the organism in Eukaryota, Metazoa, Arthropoda, Insecta, Diptera, Culicidae. Gene Ontology annotation, molecular function: lipase activity.